GGACGCUGCGCCCUGUGUCAGUGGGCAGGAAGAGCGUGUGAGUGCGCAUCGAUCACUCCUUACUGAGCAGUGGUGCACAAGGAAGAGUAAUACUCAACAUGUCACAUUUCUAAUGCUGGGGUACAGUGUAAAUCACCCGAGUUCUCUUCCGAUACGCAGACACUGCAAGAUUGCACCCGAAGCCCUUGGACUGAGAUUGCUUUCAGAGAAGUGGGACUGUUGUCAGUUUGAAACCCAUUGGGCGGCCAGCGGUGGAAAGCGCAGUCGAGAAAAAGGCAAGGGAGAGAGAGGACUGUUUUAGAAGCCAUGAGAGAAUACAAAGUUGUCGUGCUUGGAUCCGGCGGAGUGGGCAAAUCAGCAUUGACGGUGCAGUUUGUAACGGGGUCUUUUAUAGAAAAAUACGAUCCCACCAUAGAAGAUUUUUACAGAAAAGAGAUCGAAGUGGACUCGUCGCCUUCUGUGCUGGAGAUUCUCGACACGGCGGGGACGGAACAGUUCGCCUCCAUGAGAGAUUUGUAUAUCAAAAACGGGCAGGGCUUUAUUUUGGUAUACAGUCUGGUCAACCAACAGAGCUUCCAAGACAUCAAACCCAUGCGGGACCAGAUCAUCCGGGUGAAACGGUACGAGCGAGUGCCCAUGAUCCUGGUGGGCAACAAGGUGGAUUUAGAAGGCGAGCGAGAGGUUUCUUCUGGAGAAGGAAAAGCCCUCGCAGAUGAAUGGAAUUGCCCCUUUAUGGAAACUUCAGCCAAAAAUAAAGCCUCGGUAGACGAACUGUUUGCAGAGAUUGUCAGACAGAUGAACUAUGCUUCACAGCCGAAUGGGGACGCUCAGUGCUGCUCUUCCUGUGUUCUCCUUUAAAACUAGUUGAAAAGUUUGCAAAAAGUGAGCGAGUGACUCUAAUAUUAAAAACAAAAAUUAAAAUAAAACUAAGAUUGGAAACUAACACAACUUUGUUUGAAAACGUUAAGGUGUAAUACGUUGACUACGUGAUCAGUAUUCAAAGGUGUUUUGUCUUGCACACACAUUAUACACAAUUAUCCCAAACUAUUGUUUACAUGGCACAAUACUUGAAUGUUCUGGAUUUGUAAAUUUUAGAGACUCGUAGACGCAUGCAUUUGGAAAAAAAAAUGUGCCUAGUGCCUAAGGGUGAUAUUUAUUUUGAAAUGCAUCGACACGUCUCUUUCCCUGUAAAUCUUUUUCUGGGAUUCAUCAACGGUUGUGAAUUGUGCAUUAAUUUAUCUCUGGAGGGAAGAGAUAACGAUACCACUGAGUGGCUAAUGAAACAGGAGACCGCAACCUUCAUUCAGCAACAUAGCAAAUGAAUCACCUGAGAGUUCACCUUUGAUUGAAAGAAACCGACAUCAUCAUUGGACACAGCAACGUUUUCUGAAUGACGCGAAACAUGUAUCCAGUCUCAACAAUUGCACUCUAACUGGAACUUAUCAAACACGGAUGCUGAAACAAGCAAUGAAUAGGCAAGAUGGUUUCUGUGAAAAACAAAAUUUAUGUUUUGUACCUGCUGCAUAAAUUGGGUAUUAAAGAAAAUCAGUGGAAUUUUCAACGUGAGCUGUGAAAAAUUAUACCAUUUUAUAUGCUUGUUAAGGAAAAAAACUGUUUCAGUUUACCAGUAUCACCACAGUAGCAUAAACAAGGACUUAGUUUUACGUUAUGAUACAGGGCCGCCGACAGCCCCAUGUCUAGUGCCUUCCAAAAUCAGCUGUUCAAGUUAGUGUCAACUGCUAAAGUAUCAACACAAUCGCAUUAUCUGGCAAUCCACAAAGUACUUAACUGUUUCCCUUUGGUAAUCGCACAGGGGUGAAUCCAGACAAAAGGGCCAAUUGUUAAGGAAUGUGUUUUUUUCUUUUCAUUUUAGCAUUUUAAAUGUAAUUUUCUACGCCUGUUAAAGGUUUAGCCUAAUUUUAAUUGAAAUUCACAGGCACUGGGUACACCUAGAUUGUGUUUACUAAAACACCUUUUUUUUCCCCUGGUCACCAAAAAGCAAGAAAAUGGAUUAACAAAAUGUGAUGUACCAUUGAAAUUCUAACCCGAUUGUAAUUUUAAUAUCAGACCAGCCUUUUAACAGCUGUCUGUCUGUUUUGAAAGACUUUUAAUACAAAUGGCAUUUUUAAAAUA
Messenger RNA from Acipenser ruthenus (sterlet), 2133 nucleotides. Its product is annotated as ras-related protein Rap-2b-like. Gene Ontology annotation, cellular component: plasma membrane. The record is from RefSeq and is a predicted model, not a curated record. The coding region runs from base 307 to 858 and encodes 183 amino acids. The transcript has a single exon. Gene Ontology annotation, molecular function: GDP binding; GTPase activity; GTP binding. NCBI's taxonomy places the organism in Eukaryota, Metazoa, Chordata, Actinopteri, Acipenseriformes, Acipenseridae. Gene Ontology annotation, biological process: negative regulation of cell migration; Rap protein signal transduction.